CCUGCAGCCACCGUUAAGAUGUCAAUUCAAUGCUCCGAAGCCACAAGUAUAACAGCGCUCAAAAUCUCAUAAAGUUGGAAGUAGAAAGCUUCCAUCUUUAGCAUGACGAAGAAAGGGAGAAAACCACAGCGCCAUCCCUUCUGUCUGGUCUUCUUACUUUCCUUGGUUUUGAGGGCAGAAGCUCAGGUAGGAGGAGAAGGAGUUCAUGGAAGAAUUCAAAUUGAUGUUGGAGUGAUUUUGGAUGUGGAAUCAUGGAUUGGAAACAUAAGCUUGAGCUGUAUGAGAAUGGCGGUGGAAGAUUUCUAUGCGGUGAACUCCGGCUACUCCACCAGGAUCUCUCUUCACCUCCGAGAUUCCGGCGGCGAUGCUUUUGGCGCCGCCUCCGCAGCCAUUGACCUACUGAACAAUGUUAAAGUGAAGGCCAUAAUCGGCCCACAACAAUCAUCACAAGCCAGUUUCGUAAUGAAUCUUGGAGACAGAGCUCGAGUUCCUAUACUUUCCUUCUCUGCAAAGAGCCCUUCUCUCUCAUCCAAACAAAGCUCCUAUUUCCUGCGCACUGCCUAUAACGACUCCACUCAAGCAAAGGCUAUAGCUUCCAUUGUUAAAUACUUCAAUUGGAGGGAGGUGGUUCUAAUUUACGUGGAUGAUGAGUAUGGCAAUGGAAUUAUGCCUUACCUUAUAAACCAAUUUCAGCACAUUGAUGUCAGAGUCCCCCGCAGAAGCAGCAUUCCUCCGUCAGCCACUGAAAGUCAAAUCCUGAAAGAGCUUAACAAGCUCAAGAAUAUGCAAACAAGAGUAUUUGUUGUACACAUGACUUGUGAACUUGGCUUGAAAUUCUUCAAAAUUGCCAAAGAGGAGGGAAUGUUGAACGAAGGAUAUGUGUGGAUUACAACAUAUGGUUUGACUGAUGUGGUGAAUCUGAUGGGUUCAUCAGCAGCUAAUGUCAUGCAAGGAGUUUUGGGUGUGAGGCCUCUGGUUAACAUGACCAGCAAGCUUCGUGAUUUCAAGCAGAGAUGGAGGAAGAUAUUCCAUGAAGAGAAUCCUGAAUCCAAUAUAAACGAACCCAUAGUAUUUGGUUUGUGGGCCUAUGACACGGUGUGGGCAUUGGCCCUGGCGGCAGAAAAGGUUAGAAUGGAAAAUUUCGAAUUUAGAGUGGGGGAUAUGAAGAAUAGCUCAAAUGAUAUAGCCAGUAUUGGCUCAUCUUCAGUUGGACCAAAGCUUCUUUCGGCAAUACAAAGCACUGAAUUUGAUGGCAUGGCAGGGAGGUUCCGUUUAAUUGAUGGCCAGUUGGAGUCUCAGGAUAUUGAGAUAGUUAACGUGGUGAAGAAUGGCAGCACAAGAAUAGGCUUUUGGGCUCCACCAAAUAACGUCUCGGGGCGGAGAAAUUCAAAAGAUAAGCUUGAUGUUGUCGUUUGGCCGGGGGGAAGGGAAGGAGUGCCGAAGGGGUGGGAGUGGCCCACGGCGGGGAAUAAGCUCAAAAUUGGUGUUCCGGUGAAGCCUGGUUUUCCUGAAGUUAUUCGUGUUGAAUUGGAUCCCGAUACUAACAAGCGCAUUCCCAAAGGGUACUGCAUAGAUGUUUUUGAUGCUGUCAUGAAGAACCUCACUUAUGCUCCAUAUGAUUAUGUACUUUAUGAAGAUGGCAAUGGACAAAUGAAUGGGACCUAUGAUGAUCUUGUUUACCAGGUUUAUCUUCAGAAUUACGAUGCUGUGGUGGGAGACGUGACAAUUAUAGCCAAUCGAUCCUUAUACGUUGAUUUUACUCUGCCAUACACCGAGUCAGGCGUGUCCAUGCUUGUUCCAAUCAACGACAACCGCAAGAAGGACGCAUGGGCCUUCCUGGAUCCAUUAACCACCGAUCUCUGGCUGGCAAGCGGAGCAUUCUUCAUCUUUACAGGAUUUGUUGUCUGGCUUAUAGAACACAGAAUCAAUCCCGAGUUCCGAGGAGAACCCACAGAACAGCUCGGCACUGUCUUAUACUUCUCCUUCUCCACUCUCGUCUUUGCUCACAGGGAGAGGGUGGUCAGCAACUUGUCAAGGCUUGUGGUGAUAGUGUGGCUUUUUGUGGUUCUUGUGCUUCAGUCCAGUUACACGGCGAGCUUAAGCUCAAUGCUCACGGUUCAGCAGCUUCAGCCAACUGUGACAGACAUGAAUGAUCUUAUAAAAAAUGGAAAUCGUGUUGGGUACUUGGUGGAUUCUUUCAUGCCGUCACUCUUAGAAAGGUUGAAUUUUGAGAAAGCCAACGUCGUUGCUUACAGCUCUCCGGAGGAGUAUAAUGAAGCCAUGUCUAAUGGAUCUGUUGCGGCCAUAGUGGAUGAGUUACCUUACCUCAAGAUCUUCCUCAAUAAGUACUGUGGAAAGUAUGCCAUGGUUGGAACUACUUAUAAGACUGAUGGGUUUGGUUUUGCCUUUCCCAAGCACUCGCCAUUAGUUUCCCAGGUUUCAGCUGAAAUCCUUAGAUUACUAGAUAGCACUGAGAUGGUAGAUAUCGAGAAUAUUUUAUAUGACAAUAGGAGCUGCCCAACCCAAGAUGAGAAUGACACGAAUUCCAGCAGCCUUUCAUUUCGUAGUUUCUGGGGCCUAUUUCUCAUCACCGGAGUCGCAUCCUUCGCAUGUCUGGUUUUCUCUUUGGCGAAUUUCAUUUAUAAACACACACAAUUCCUCCAGACUUCAGAUCUUGAGAGCUCCAUUCGGAAAAAAGUAGUCUUUUGGGCUAAACUUUUUGAUCAAAUGGAUUCCUCGGAUGAGAACAAGACCGCCGGAGCGAAGGAAGAAGAAGAGGUGGGUGAUGCCACGAUCCCUGUGGAUGUCGUGACCACUGCAGCUAUUAGUGGACCACCAACCCCUUCUAGCAUCUCCAAUUACGCGAUUGAAACUUCCGAAUCUGAGGAAGAAAUAGAAGCUUCAUCAGAUGAAGAAGAAGAAGAAGCGUCAGGCAGGGAAAUUAGCCGGCAAAAUCCGGAUCCUCCAUCGUUUGCUUAUAUGGUGACUGCAAGGGAUCCAAAUGAAUUCUGAAUGCUCUUUGUUUUGGAAAUGAUGAAAUGCUUCUGACAUAAGAGAAAGGUAUGAGCACUGGAGUUGGGGGCCACUUUUCUUUGCUUCAUGUUCAUGUGCAAUAUCUUUGGUUAUUAUAGUUCACGUCUUUAUUAAGCAGCACGCCGUUGGUUAAUGUGAAUAUUGGUCAUAUUGUAAUAUUACCUGUUGGAGAAGACGAAGGCUUAGAAGUUUGAAGUUGAAAUUUUUUUAGGUAUUUAGCAUGACAUGUAUUGUUUAAAUUUUCAUAACAAAAGAA
This is a messenger RNA of Phalaenopsis equestris, 3289 nucleotides long. RefSeq names its product glutamate receptor 2.9-like. Gene Ontology annotation, molecular function: G protein-coupled receptor activity; glutamate-gated receptor activity. The transcript is spliced from 4 exons. The record is from RefSeq and is a predicted model, not a curated record. NCBI's taxonomy places the organism in Eukaryota, Viridiplantae, Streptophyta, Magnoliopsida, Asparagales, Orchidaceae. Gene Ontology annotation, biological process: G protein-coupled receptor signaling pathway. Gene Ontology annotation, cellular component: plasma membrane. The coding region runs from base 103 to 3012 and encodes 969 amino acids.